AUGCGAGACGAAAUGCAAACAAGAAAUUCAUUAAGUUAUCCAAUCGAAAAUGCUCCUGUCUUUAAACGUGAUCACGAUGAUCACGUUGAAGGUGAUAAUCAUAAUGAUCACAAUGAUACUCAUGCUAAAGGUACUUCUGCCGCUUCUUCGACCAUUGAAUGGUCUUUGAUGGCCGUUGCUGCGACGUUCCUUGCAACUUUAAUUGGAUUCUGA
Molecule: messenger RNA, 213 nt
Organism: Funneliformis mosseae
Lineage: Eukaryota; Fungi; Glomeromycota; Glomeromycetes; Glomerales; Glomeraceae
Source: the annotation of a GenBank genome assembly